Eublepharis macularius is the source of this 3118-nucleotide messenger RNA. It is a transcript of the gene PPP1R7, whose product is annotated as protein phosphatase 1 regulatory subunit 7. NCBI's taxonomy places the organism in Eukaryota, Metazoa, Chordata, Lepidosauria, Squamata, Eublepharidae. The coding region runs from base 236 to 1312 and encodes 358 amino acids. The record is from RefSeq and is a predicted model, not a curated record. Gene Ontology annotation, molecular function: protein binding. The transcript has 10 exons.
GUUUCCUUCGUAAUUGUAUCCAGAGAUCCUGGAGGGGCGCCCACCAAUGUCCCUAAAGAAGGACUACAUUUCCCAAGAGGUCGCGGGAUUAAGCGCAGGCGUAACAGUUCCCUUGGGAGUCUCUGCGGCGAAGCUCAGCCUAUGAUUGGCUGGAGGGACAGUCCUGAUCGAGUUGUUCAUUGGCUGUUUCAGCUGCUGCGUCCGAUGCCGGAAGGAGGAGAAGGAGCAAAGCAUUAUGGCGACGACUGAGUCGGAGAGCGGGGAGGGAGUGCAGGAGAUGAUGGAGGUUGACAGAAGGAUUGAAUCUGAAGAGUCAGGAGAUGAUGAAGGGAAGAAGCAAACAGUUUGCAUCGUAACAGACCUCAGUCAACAGAGUUUAAGGGAUGAGCAGAAUGGAGAUAAUUCAACAGCUGAAGCAGAGACACCAGUGGAUAUGGAGACAAUUAACCUGGACCCAGAAGCGGAGGAUGUUGAUCUGAAUCACUUCCGAAUUGGGAAGAUUGAGGGUUUUGAGGUGCUCAAGAAAGUGAAGACUCUCUGUCUCCGUCAGAAUUUGAUUAAGUGCAUUGAGAACCUGGAACAGCUGCAAAGCCUCCGAGAGCUGGAUCUCUAUGACAAUCAGAUUCGGAAGAUUGAGAACUUGGAAGCCCUAACAGGUCUUGAGAUCCUGGAUAUUUCAUUUAAUAUUUUACGGCAUAUUGAAGGGCUAGAUCAGCUUACUCAGUUAAAGAAGCUCUUCCUGGUCAACAAUAAAAUCAGCAAAAUUGAAAACCUAAGCAACCUACAGCAGUUACAGAUGUUGGAACUGGGAUCUAAUCGGAUCAGAGCAAUUCAGAAUAUUGAUACUUUGACUAACCUGGACAGCCUCUUUCUGGGAAAGAACAAAAUCACCAAACUCCAGAACCUGGAUGCAUUAACAAACUUGACAGUGCUUAGCAUACAGAGCAAUCGGUUGACCAAGAUUGAAGGCUUGCAGAACCUGGUGAACCUGCGAGAGCUGUACCUCAGUCAUAACGGCAUAGAAGUCAUAGAGGGACUGGAAAACAAUAAUAAGCUUACAAUGCUGGACAUUGCAGCCAACAGGAUCAAGAAGAUUGAAAAUAUCACCCAUCUAACGGAACUCCAGGAAUUUUGGAUGAAUGACAACCUCAUUGAGAGCUGGAGCGACUUGGAUGAAUUGAAAGGAGCAAAGAAUUUGGAAACAGUCUACCUAGAGCGAAACCCCUUGCAGAAAGAUCCACAGUACCGACGCAAAAUUAUGCUGGCCCUUCCAUCUGUCCGGCAGAUUGAUGCUACUUUUGUCCGGUUCUGAAUCUCCUCCAGCUCCUUUUUUCUUUACCACCUUCUUUCUCAAAGUGUCACAGCUGAGACUUUUAUCCACACUGCACCCUCUGUCUUCAGUCCGUUGACACUUGAAGAGCAAACGGCCAACAAAGAGCACUGAAAUCAGACCUUGCAUAUAAUGCACACUAUUGUUUUUGAAUAUUAUUAUUAAUAUUAUUAUUAUUAUUAUUAAACCUUAACGUGUGAGAUUUCAUUGUUGUGACAGUGUCUGUUCCUGGUGGGCAGUCCAGCAGCAAGUUCAUCUUCUAAUGAGCAGCAUCUUCUGUCUGUAAAACAAUAGGUAUCUCUUAAAAAUUACAAAUUCACUGAUCCCCUAAGCCGCUUCCUACUCACUGACAGUAACAAUAGAUCUGUACAGAAUAGCAGUACAGAAUAGCAGCAGAGCUUUUCUGAGCACUGAAAUAAAGUAUCAAACAUGGUGGAGGUAGUAAAUACCUUUAUCAGAGAGCAAAAUAAGCCUUUAUUCUGUCCCCUUUCCUAAGCAAAGCACAGGUAAGGCGUCGGUCACUGUCAAAUUAUGAUAAAGUUAUUUGUAAACUAGAGUGAAUUGCUUAGUUUAUCACCUUUUGCCAGUCUCCUCUUAGAUGUUCAAGAGGUUGCAUCUGUCAAUAUUUGCACUAGAAAGGAUAGUUACUCAUAUCCUUGUUCUUCUCUUUGUACAGUCACACCUUUAUUCCUUGUGCCUCCAUUUACCAUUCCAGCCAUCUGAUCUGCAAAGCUGAAUUCCUGUGGGAAGCUAUCAAGCAGCUUGAAGUUGCCAUAUAAAUGUCCUGUGCACCUCAAGUAAAUUUGGGAUGGUAGUAUGUAAGCCAUAAAUAAUAAGUGAAAACUCAUCCUUUAUGCUCCUCUGAGCCAGAUAGGCAGGAAAGAUGCAUAUUACAAGAUCUAUUGUAGAUGUGAAUUUGAGGCUUUUCCAGGGAAGCAGUCGGGCUUGCCUCUUAAAUGUGUGAGGCGAUGGAGGUAAAUUGUCCCUUUUUUUUUUUUUUUGCAAAUAUCCCAGAAGGUGGCAAAUAGUUUUUUUUUUAAUCAUUUUACAACAGCCCAAGAAAGACCCAUCCUCUUAUUUACUGGCAAUCUACAGUGAAAUUCAUGAAUGAACAGGAAUUUGAACCCAGGUCUCUUUAGUCCAAAUCCUAACAUGCUGUAGCCACUGCACCACACAAGUUCCUGGUGACAGCAGAGAAUGCCAGUAUUUUGUUCAACAAAAACACAGUCGAGUGUUCAUUUUUGGUGCUGUAGAUUGUACUAUAAUGAUUGAGAGUAAGGAGACUAUUUUUUAUAUCAUGGCAUCUAAUGAAUUUCAAUAUUUAUCGAUUGUCUAAUUGAAUGUAAGAAGUCAGACUGGAUCAACUCCAACUCUUUGCCAGAGACGAGAGCAUGGUGCUUCUCUUUUGCACUCUUCCCUCAGGUUUCAGGCACUAAUUGAAGAAAGGCUGAUAAAAUUGUCAGUAUUUAGAUAAAAGGGUGGUAUGCUGAUGUCCACUUUUAGAUCCGAAAAACUGAAAUAAUAGGUGGAUCAAUUCACAAUCCAGUAAGGAAAAGUCAAGAAGAAAUGGAGUUUAUGUACAAAAAUGUAGACUUGGGUUAAAUAUUAGGGAAAGUAUCCCAACUAGAAAUGCUGUACAGCUAUAGUCUUAUCUGAGCCUAAAUGUUACCAGUCUUAGUUCUUGAAAAGCUUGGAGGAAUGCAUGUCCUAUUAAAUCAGUCUCUCCCACGUUCCUAUACUUCCUUCUGUGUUUUUUCUCUGGGAAGUAAAUAAAGCAGGUGUUUUUGA